AUGUCGGCCCCGUCCUCUUUCCUGGGCUAUGUCUCGGACGAGAACCGGGACGACGAAGCCCAGAGCCAGGCUAAGUCGACACCCCGGCAAAAGCCCAAAUACCUGCAGUACCCUCCAGACGUGCCCCGUUUGACGCGUCUCGGUCUUUGUACUUACGGUGUGAACACGGGACCGGUUGCUGAUGAUGCCGACUUGACCAAGCUCACAGUCCCUAUGCUCAAAGAGCAGCUCGCCAUGAGGGAGAUGCCCGACAAUGGCAAGAAAAAGGAGCUGAUGGAGAAGCUGGGGGGCUGGAGGACCUACAAGCCCGAGACUGUUGCCAUCAGGGAGGCACCCGAAAACCAUGCCUUUGGUCCCAUCUCCCAGAAGACCAGUGCUAGUGGAGAAAAACGCUUCUGGGCCAACCCGGAAGAGAAGGGUCACAUCAGCGCCACCAAAAAGGCUAUGCAGGAGUCGAUGUACAUCAUCAAGCAGCAGGACAACUAUGACGGCUCGCCAGGAUUUACUGUCGACGUUCGCGGAUCGGGCUCCGAUGCCUAUCAAGUCAAGGUUGGCGGAAAGACUUCCUGUACCUGCUCGAGCAUUAACUACCGGCCCAAGAGUAACUGCAAGCAUAUCAUUUUCGUCCUGACGCAUGUUCUCCGUGCCCCGGCCGAGUUGCUCCCCCAGAGAACCCUCUUUCGUGAAGAGCUCACGAAGCUUCUCGACCGCGCGCCUAAGGUACGCUUUACCGCGGCCGAGGCAAGCACCGACACCUCUAUGUCAGAUGGCGUCCCCAAGUCGAAGGAUGGCAAGUGCUGCCCGGUCUGCUUCAAGGACAUUGGCAAAGCGCAGACAGUCUGUUGCGCCAAGUGUGGCAACCACACGCACUCUUCUUGCUUUGAUGUGUAUGCAGAGGAGCACAGCGGCUGGGGUGUCAAUUGUGCCGUUUGCCAGGGCGACUGGUCGCCAGUGGCUGUCUAA
Molecule: messenger RNA, 963 nt
Organism: Colletotrichum destructivum
Lineage: Eukaryota; Fungi; Ascomycota; Sordariomycetes; Glomerellales; Glomerellaceae
Product: Putative E3 ubiquitin-protein ligase Zswim2
Exons: 3
Coding region: 1-963 (320 amino acids)
Molecular function (GO): zinc ion binding; ubiquitin protein ligase activity
Source: RefSeq, a predicted model, not a curated record